This is a messenger RNA of Rhagoletis pomonella (apple maggot), 2677 nucleotides long. RefSeq names its product DC-STAMP domain-containing protein 2. NCBI's taxonomy places the organism in Eukaryota, Metazoa, Arthropoda, Insecta, Diptera, Tephritidae. The transcript has 10 exons. Gene Ontology annotation, cellular component: membrane. The record is from RefSeq and is a predicted model, not a curated record. Bases 1 to 1779 code for a protein of 592 amino acids.
AUGUCCGAGGAUAUGUCCACUUCGGUAUGGCCAGCAACAACGACCAGUGCGACAAAUGACAUUACAUCUACAACAACUAAAUCAACAUCAGUCACAUCAGUUCCAAAGUCCCACGAUCAUAAAUACGGCAAAUUCUUUAGCAAAACCGCUGUAACAUUGCUGAUGUGCGGCUAUCUGAUUGGGGUAGGCUUGGUCGUGGCUUGGCAUAUCUACGAAACUGGAUGCAUUCAGCUGCCAAAGGGAAAAUGGCUCAAAUGCAAUGUGGCCAUGUUGGUGUUCCUGCUGCUCUCCUACAGCCGUAAUGUGCGCUGCAUUGUCACGUUGUGUAUACCCAUUUUGUGCAGCUCCAAGGGACGGUCCCUGUUGAUCGCAUCUGCUUUUCUGUUGGUCGCUACGGGACCGACGAUGAAUAUUCUGCGCAACGUAGACGUGCUCACCCGCAGCUUAUCCUGCGGCCAGAUGCAACUGAAGGAAGCGCUGGAAGAAAUGCUGGAGGUCAUGAAACAGCCGCUGGUAGCUAUUAAAAAAGCCGUCCAAGUAGCCAUGAAUAAUAUAAAGAAAAUUGUCAAAAGAGUCGAACUAUUAUUGUACCGUAUAAAGGAGCUGGUGCUGGUCGUUUUGAGCGGCAUCAAGGUCAUGUUCGAAUGGUUAAACAGCAUUGUUAGUUUCUGCAAUAAGGAGUUUGGCACACCCUUCGACCGUUGCAUGAAGAUCGCCGAUGAUGCGAUGAAGGACUGCAGAAUUUAUUCUCGCUUUAGAGCCAUAUACUUUAAAAUGAAAUACUUGCACAUACGCAGCUAUCAAAAUCACUAUCUCACCAAGGACAUUCUGGAGAUCGAUGAGCAGCGCAAGGGCACAGAGUUGGACCGACUAUUACCGCUAAAACGAAGUGAACGUCGCAAAUAUAUCUGGAUCUCAAGCUGUCGUCUGACGCGCCGCGAGAUUUUUAGGCUGAUGCGUUCCAUGCUAUUUCUUUUUAUUUCCAACAUACAGAUUUUCUGCAUCUGCUUCGCUGAUUAUUGCUUCUACUGGUUGUUGGCAAUGAUCACCUACUAUGGCAGCCAGCAGGCAAAUAUAGAGGUUCCGCCAUUCAUUACCGUUGAUGUGAAAGGCAGUGGGUAUGUGGCAGACAUAUUUCGUGGUAUCGUGGAAGCUUUCGAGCCGCUUAGUCAGAAAUAUAACAUCGAUGCCACGCCCUGCCUUCCGAUGCCGAAGCGUCCUAAUUUUAAGCGCUACAUGGAAAUCAGCGGAAUUUGUUUGCUGGCUUGGGUUUUUCUCUUUUGUGAGCCAUACGGGUUGCGGCUGCGGCAUAUUGUUAUGCGUCUGUAUUAUCCAGUUGAGGCGAAACAGCGAGCCGCUUGGUUGUACAAUGAAAUCCUCUUGAAGCGCAUGACAUUUUUGAAGCUGCUGAGGCGUAAAGCGCGCGCUAAGUUUAAAAACGAGCCCAGCGAGGAUCCCUAUACGUUUCUGGAUUGGAUUCGAGCAAAGACCAAUCGCUGCUUUCUCUGUCGUCUCAUAUUCGGUCAUCGUAAAGGUGACACCUGCAUUCUCUGCGGAUUCCGGCUAAAAGGAGACAAAGUGGAAUGCUCAACUCCCGGCUGCAAGGCGGUUUACUGCCAGAGCUGUUUUGACGAAUCCAGUCAAAUGUGCUGCAUAUGUAGGAAUCCUGUGGAGUACGGUGAUGGCAGCGACAUAUCGGAAGAAAAGGAUUCCUCUGAUGAUCCGGACGCUGUGCGUCAGCCGCACGAAAGCGAUCAAUACUGCAUUUGGGUGCCCUAAUACGCACCAAGCAUUCAAAGCCAACUGAAAACAAUUUCCACCAAAUUUACCCACUGACUAAGUUUUCUUUCUAAGUAUUAAAUGAAUUCAUUACCAUUUACAGCACACUUACUAUGGCAGACUGGCUGUUGGCUUCUUUUCGCAAAAUUCCGCAUAGCAAACCGAGUAUGGUCACAGCAGCAGAACAACAGUGGAAAGACAACCGAUUUUGGUUAACAUGCAGCUGCAAUAGAUACACUGCCACUUUGUUUGGUUUGGCAUAAGUUAUGCUGGCUGUAUUGCUUUCAUUCAACACCCCAAUCCAGGCUGUGUUGCCCAAAUAAGCGAACUAAGCAAACGGCCCCUCCUUGUCGCAAUUGGUUAGUGGCUGGACUUUCUGCGCUGCGCCGGGCUGCCGUAAAUGAAGCAAUGUGGUGGCACAGGCGGCGGCAGUCGCCUAUAUGCAGCAGGUACGAUGAUCGGUGAAAUCGGUGUAUCGCUGAUGUGAUCAACAUCGAAACUAGUAAAUGGACAAAUUGUGUGUUGUUUAUGGCGCAGCUGCGGUUGAACACAUCAAAUGUAUUAACACACGUAUGGCGAAUACUAUCAGUGGGAGCUUCUGCAGGCUUUUACAUCCAUAUUGUCGCUCGGGCUAGCAGCCAGGUAAGACAGUCGCUUCUGUGUGAGCACAGCAUUCUUUGGCGAAGCACCGAUCGACCGAAGCCGAAGCCACUGCACACCGCAUAGCGCGGCGUAAGACAUUUGAAAAUUGCUGACGAAUCGUAACUUUACUCCACCGUCUCGUCUGGAUGAUUGCGCGGGCAAAAAACGGCUGAGCUGUUGGCCAAAUGAAGUAGCGACAUAUUUUCAUAGCGUUUAGCGGGAGUGGCUGUCGUGAUGAUGAUGAUGAUGGUGAUGG